Messenger RNA from Rotaria sp. Silwood1, 1254 nucleotides. The record is from the annotation of a GenBank genome assembly. Lineage: Eukaryota; Metazoa; Rotifera; Eurotatoria; Philodinida; Philodinidae.
AUGAUGCAUCGUCAAGAACGUAGUCAUUUAAGUUCAGAAUCUGCAUCAUCAGAAACAUCUAGUAUUACGUCUAGAGCAACAACAUUAACUGGUGCUUUUAGUGAUAAUAAAAGUAACACAUCAUUAGAAUAUCAACCAGUAAUAAGUGGCUUAGAUCGAUUAAAAAUCUAUCGAGUAGAAGAUGAUCACUCGUCGGCUUUCUCAAGUACAGCUCCAAGUGCUAGUACUGUUAUCAACAUGAAACCUAACACAAAUAGAAUCGAUAACAAUCAAUCUAAUGAAAUGAUUACUCAAAAUCAACAAAAACCAUGGAUUAAUCCAUAUUGGGGUUCAAAUUGGAAGCCUAAUACAACAGCAACUCGAUCAGAAGCAAACAAAAUCAAUACAAAUACUAAUGUUCCAUAUUCUUCAGCACCUGGUCACAUCAGUCAACUUAUUCCGGGUUCGAUAUUAAUUAAUGAUCAAGGUGAACUUGAUGAUUUAUCAUGGAAUAAAAAUACACAUAUUCGACCACUGUUUUCGAAUAAUCCAUUAAAUCCCAGCGGUAAAUAUAUACCAGAUGAUAAUCGUGGCCCUGGUGGUUAUCUUGCACCAACACAUGUUCAACGUCGAAUCGUAAUAUCAUCACCAGGAAUAUUUGUAAAUCCUGAAAUUAAUUUUGGUUAUACACGAUCAAGUUCAUCAUCGGAUCUUAAUACUCACAGUCGACCUACAUUCAAUCGACAACAAACUUUUCCUGAGAGUACGGACAAUAAUAUUCAACAAUGGGUCAAUCCCUAUUGGGUCACUAACUCCAUAUCUCAUUCGUAUCCAGAAAACAUGACAUCUCCUCAAUUAAUGAACUCAAGCAAUGAUCCAUCAUCUUCAUUUAAUGAUUAUGCAUCUUUGACUUCUUCUUCAGCAGUUGUACUUACUGAAGCAGAUCUGGAGAGUAUUCAACAUGCUCUUUAUUUACUUGAAACUAGCCCAAAUGUGACAUCUGUCAUUGGAAAUUCUCAACAAACACCAUUAUCAACUAUUAGCCAUUCUAAUGAUCCUUCAUCAUCCUUAGCUUCUUUAUUUACUGGUAAUAAAGAACAACCGUCUCAACCACGACCACCAUCAUUCUCAGCAAAUAUACAACACAAUCUUCCAUCGUAUCCAUAUAAUUCUAAUUCUCAACAAUCGCCACUUUUCUCCACCCCUAGUUAUCCUUCAAAUUCAAAUGAUAUUUUAGGUCAUUUGACCAAAAAAGGAUCAAUUUUUCUCAUUUAA